CUCUUCCUCCCGUUUCUCUUUCCAGAGUCAGAGAGCGCUCCGACAUGAACGGCCACUGCAACGGAAAGGUCAACGACGCCGUGGAGGAGUUCCACUGCAACAACGGCUUCAGCAACCUCAUCAUAGACACCAAGACGGCCGCCGUGCACCGUAAGCACGAGACGUCCCGCAAGGAGGCCGAGGACAAGUCCCGCUUACCUCCUCUCGAGGCCGCCUACACCAGCAUCCUACGGGAGCUCGGCGAGGACACGGACCGGCAGGGGCUGCUGCGCACGCCGUUGCGCGCCGCUAAGGCCAUGCAGUUCCUCACCAAGGGUUACCAUGAGACCAUCGACGACAUCUUAAAUGAUGCCAUAUUUGAUGAAGACCAUAAUGAGAUGGUGAUUGUGAAAGACAUAGAUAUGUUUUCACUCUGUGAGCAUCACCUGGUACCCUUUUUCGGGAGGGUUCACAUUGGAUAUAUCCCCAACAAAAAAGUGGUGGGACUGAGCAAGCUGGCAAGGAUUGUUGAGAUUUUCAGUCGCAGGCUUCAAGUUCAAGAGCGUCUGACCAAGCAGAUUGCCAUGGGAAUAUCUGAGGCUCUUCAGCCGAAAGGCGUAGCUGUGGUUAUUGAAGCAGCGCACAUGUGCAUGGUAAUGCGUGGCGUCCAGAAGAUGAACAGCCGCACAGUGACGAGCACCAUGCUGGGAGUUUACCUAGAGGACCCCAAAACCCGGGAGGAGUUCCUGACUCUUUCACAGCACACCUAACAAAUGUUAUACAUACCAUUCACUCCCGAGCCUCUGUAUACAGUCGCACAUGGCAAGUUCUGGAGUAGCUGUGGAUCUGCAUCUGACUUAACUUUAAAGAAAAUGACGAAGCAGUAGCACGAAAAGUUAAGCUGAUUUUUAAUGCAGGAUCCAAGCCAACUCUGGAGCUCAC
Seriola dumerili (greater amberjack) is the source of this 921-nucleotide messenger RNA. RefSeq names its product GTP cyclohydrolase 1-like (gene gch2). Lineage: Eukaryota; Metazoa; Chordata; Actinopteri; Carangiformes; Carangidae. The record is from RefSeq and is a predicted model, not a curated record. Gene Ontology annotation, cellular component: cytoplasm. Gene Ontology annotation, biological process: tetrahydrofolate biosynthetic process; tetrahydrobiopterin biosynthetic process. The transcript has 6 exons. Bases 45 to 749 code for a protein of 234 amino acids. Gene Ontology annotation, molecular function: GTP cyclohydrolase I activity; zinc ion binding; GTP binding.